Molecule: messenger RNA, 2321 nt
Organism: Phalaenopsis equestris
Lineage: Eukaryota; Viridiplantae; Streptophyta; Magnoliopsida; Asparagales; Orchidaceae
Product: cucumisin-like
Exons: 10
Coding region: 81-2291 (736 amino acids)
Biological process (GO): proteolysis
Molecular function (GO): serine-type endopeptidase activity
Source: RefSeq, a predicted model, not a curated record
UUAAAUACCUCAAGUUCUUACUUCCAAGCAAAUCAAACUAAGAACCUCUCUCUCUCUCUCCUGCAUCAAAUAAGUUAAUCAUGGCCUGCAACUUUGUCCCUCGUUACUUUCUCCUCUUUUCAGUAGCACUAAUUUUAAUGACAAAUCUCAUAGCCCAUGCCAACACCACCCAGCUUGAUAAAAAGGCGUACAUCAUCUACAUGGGGGAGUUAGAAAAUAGGGUGUCAGUACAAUCACUUCAUGAAAAUUUGCUGGGCCAAGUAAUCACCAGCGACCUUGCAUUAGAGCGCCUAAUACAUAGUUUUGGCAAAAGUUUUAAUGGCUUCGCUGCGAUGCUAUCUGAUGAAGAAGCAGACAUUUUAUCAGACAUGGACGAGGUAGUAUCCGUGUUCCCCAGCCAAAAAAGAAAACUCCACACAACAAGAUCAUGGAGCUUCAUGGGCUUCCCGUCGAGCUCUCCUCGCGGACCCUUCGAAUCCGAUGUAAUUGUCGGAAUGCUCGACACUGGAAUCUGGCCGGAAUCUGAAAGCCUUAACGAUGCCGGAUUCGGCCAGCCACCAAGCAAGUGGGCGGGCACCUGCGACUCCAAUCACAAUUUCACCUGCAACAAUAAGAUUAUCGGAGCUCGUUUCUACCAUUUGGAAGGCAACAUAAGCAAAGGCAAUAGCCCUUCUCCUCGAGACACCGAAGGCCAUGGGUCCCACACAUCAUCCACCGUGGCCGGUCGCUUAGUCGCAGAUGCCAGCCUCUCCGGGCUUGCUGAAGGCACGGCACGUGGGGGCGUCCCCUCCGCAAGAUUGGCAGUCUAUAAGGUAUGCUGGGACGGUGAGGGCUGCUCGGAUGUCGACAUACUUGCCGCCUUUGAUGAUGCAAUUGCCGACGGAGUUGAUAUCAUAUCUAUUUCGAUUGGAGGAUCUUACCCCAACAACUACUUCUCAAAUAGUAUAGCCAUUGGAUCGUUCCAUGCGAUGAAGAAGGGGAUUCUGGUUUCUAGCUCGGCAGGGAACGAUGGGCCAGGCAGAUUUAGCUUGGAGAACUUUGCUCCGUGGAUGAUUUCGGUGGCGGCGAGCACCAUUGACCGCAAGUUUGUGGUGCAGGUGAAGCUCGGUAAUGGUCAAGUUUAUAAGGGAAAGGCGAUAAACACUUAUGGAAACAAUGGUACGAUGUACCCGCUCAUAUAUGCCGCCAAUGCACCCAACACAACCGCGGGCUUCUCCCAGUCGUCUUCUAGAUACUGUGGCGAAGGGACAUUGGAUAGCAAGCUGCCAAAGGGAAAAGUGCUUAUUUGUGACGGCAUUAGCGACGGGAAGGGGGCCAAGCUAGCCGGUGCCAUGGGAGCUAUUAUGGCAACAAAUGAUAUGAAUGAUGCAGCCUACGAGUUUCAGCUGCCUGUCUCAGUAUUGGGAUCCAACGACACUGCUAAAAUCCUUCUGUACGCCAACAUGACUGAGGACCCUGUGGCAAGCAUUUCAUCAAGUGAAGAGGCGUUUGAUGGGGCAGCUCCGUACGUAAUAUCUUUCUCCUCUCGAGGGCCAAAUCCCAUAACCCCUAAUUUACUCAAGCCUGACUUGGCGGCACCAGGAGUGGACAUUUUAGCAGCAUGGUCUCCUUUAAAUAAAAAUAAACCUGGAGUACCCUACAACAUAAUAUCUGGAACGUCCAUGGCAUGCCCACAUGUAUCCGGAGCAGCUGCCUACAUUAAGUCGUUCAAUCCAACUUGGUCUCCAGCUGCAAUUAGAUCUGCUCUCAUGACCACAGCCUAUGCCAUGAGCUCAACAAAGAACACUGACGCAGAAUUUGCCUACGGCUCCGGUCAUUUGAACCCCCUCGCAGCUUUGAAUCCUGGCCUGGUGUAUGAUAUAGAAGAGAUUGACUACAUUAAGUUCCUAUGCGGUCUAGGCUACACCACAAAAAAUCUCAGUCGCAUCACAGGAGACUCGAGCAGUUGCACCUCAAAAAUAAAUGGAACUGUUUUUGAUCUGAAUUAUCCAAGUUUUGCACUUUCUAUUACGAAAGGAAAGCCUUUCUCAGCUACAUAUCAUAGGACUGUCACCAAUGCAGGAGGCACAAAUUCAACUUAUGAAGCCAGCGUAAUUUCAGGUUCUGGCCUCAAGGUUAACGUUGAGCCAUCAAUCUUGUCAUUUCAAAAUUUUUGGGAGAAGAAAUCUUUUGUGGUGAAGCUUGAAGGAGAAACCAAUAAGACCAUGAUAUCAGCUGCUUUAGUAUGGAGUGAUGGUGUGCACAAAGUCAGAAGUCCUAUUGUUGUUUUCAAUAUCUCUCCAAAUAAAUAAUUGUUCUGCCGGAAGAAGAAAGGUUCUUAC